Molecule: messenger RNA, 4560 nt
Organism: Sardina pilchardus (European sardine)
Lineage: Eukaryota; Metazoa; Chordata; Actinopteri; Clupeiformes; Clupeidae
Gene: myo1g
Product: myosin IG
Exons: 22
Coding region: 191-3220 (1009 amino acids)
Biological process (GO): actin filament organization; vesicle transport along actin filament
Cellular component (GO): myosin complex; actin cytoskeleton; plasma membrane
Molecular function (GO): ATP binding; microfilament motor activity; actin filament binding
Source: RefSeq, a predicted model, not a curated record
ACACUGCCCUGCCUGAGUGUUUGGGCCCUGCCGGUUUAGAUGCACUUCUCUCUUCCUCUCUCUGCGUGUGUGUGCUCACGUCUGUGUGUCUGCCACCCCACACAGCCUCUCUCUCUCUCUCCUUCCCUUCUCUCUCUCUCUCUGUCUAUCUCUUCCCGCCAGCGAGAGACUGUAGACAGCAGCCACCACCAUGGCGGAGCUGGAGGGCUUCGAGUUUGGCAAGUCGGACUUUGUGCUCCUGGACGAGGUGAACAUGGAGCACUUCAUGGAGAACCUGAGGCUGAGGUUCGAGAAAGGACGCAUCUACACCUUCAUUGGGGAGGUGGUGGUGUCCGUUAACCCGUACAAACAGAUGGACAUCUACGGGAAGGAGGUGAUUGACGCAUACCGGGGCCGCGAGCUCUACGAGAACCCUCCGCACCUGUACGCAGUGGCCGACGCUGCCUACAAGGCCAUGAAGAGACGAGCCAAAGACACCUGCAUCGUUAUAUCAGGUGAGAGUGGAGCAGGCAAGACUGAAGCCAGCAAAUACAUCAUGCAGUACAUUGCCGCCAUUACCAACCCCUCCCAAAGAGAGGAAGUGGAGAGUGUGAAGAAUGUUCUCCUGAAGUCUAACUGCGUUCUGGAGGCCUUUGGUAAUGCCAAGACCAACCGCAAUGACAACUCCAGCCGCUUUGGAAAGUACAUGGACAUCAACUUCAACUUCAAUGGAGAUCCGACAGGAGGUCAUAUCAACAACUACCUGCUGGAGAAGUCAAGGGUUGUGCAACAGCAAGCAGGCGAAAGAAACUUCCACUCUUUCUAUCAGUUAUUGCGCGGAGGCACUCCAGAGAUGCUGGGCAAACUGCACCUGAAGAAGGAGCCAGAGGCCUAUGUCUACACCAAAGAGGGAGCAGCUGUGGUCACGGGGUCCAAUGAUGGCGGAUGUCACAAGGCUGUAUUGAGCGCGCUCAAAGUGAUUGGCUUCACUCAAGAUGAGAUCGACUCCAUCUACAAGAUCAUUGGGACUAUCCUUCUGCUGGGAAACAUGGAGUUUGUGAACGAUGGGGAGGCAGUGCAGGUGUCGUCAGCCGAGACCGUGAGUCACAUCGCCGAGCUGACCACCACGGAGCCAGAGAGCGUGAACAAGACCCUGCUGUUCCGCACCGUGGCCACAGGGGGCGGCGAGGUCAUCGAGAAAGGACACAGCCAACAGGAGGCCUGCUUUGGACGCGAUGCCUUCGCCAAGGCCCUUUAUGAGAGACUGUUUGGCUGGAUUGUCAGCCGUAUAAAUUCAGUGAUCGAGGUGAAAAACUACAACCCUGCCCUUCAUGGCAAGAACACUGUCAUCGGUGUGCUGGAUAUCUAUGGCUUUGAGAUCUUUGAUAACAACAGUUUUGAACAGUUUUGCAUCAACUACUGUAAUGAGAAGCUCCAGCAGCUCUUCAUUGAGCUGAUCCUUCGGCAGGAGCAAGAGGAGUACAACAGAGAGGGCAUCACAUGGCAGCACAUUGACUACUUCAACAACCAGAUCAUAGUGGACCUGGUUGAGCAGGCCCAUAAGGGGAUCAUCUCUAUCCUGGAUGAGGCCUGCCUGACUGUGGGUAACGUCACCGACACAGUCUGCCUGGAGAGCAUGAACAACAAGUUGGGCCAGCACCCACACUUCACAUCCCGCAAGCUCUGUCCCACUGACAAGACCAUGGAGUUCCACCGAGACUUCCGCAUCCGUCACUACGCAGGCGAUGUCACUUAUUCUGUCGAAGGUUUUCUGGACAAGAACAAAGAUCCACUCUUCCAAGAUUUCAAGAGGCUCAUGUACAACAGUUCUGAUCCCGUCCUGAAAGACAUGUGGCCAGACGGCCAGCUGGGCAUCACGGAGGUAACCAAGCGACCCCUGACGGCCGCCACCCUCUUUAAGAACUCCAUCAUCGCCUUGGUGGACAAGCUCGCCUGCAAGGAGCCCUACUACGUGCGCUGCGUCAAGCCCAAUGAAAUGAAGUCGCCAGUGCUGUUUGACGACGCCCGCUGCCAACACCAGGUGGCAUACCUGGGCCUGCUGGAGAACGUGAGGGUGCGGAGAGCAGGCUUCGCCUACCGACAGCCCUACGCCCGCUUCCUGCAGAGGUACAAGAUGACGUGUGAGUACACGUGGCCCAACCACCUGAUGGCGACGGACCGCGAGGCGGUGGAGGCGAUCGUGACGCAGCACGGUUUCGAGGGCGACGUGGCGUACGGACACACCAAGCUGUUUGUGCGCACGCCGCGCUCACUCUACACACUGGAGCAGGAGAGGGCAGCACUCAUCCCCAUACUCGUGCUCUUCCUGCAGAAGGUGUGGCGGGGGACGUUGGCGCGCAUGCGUUGUCGGCGGAUGCGCGCCAUCUACGUGAUCAUGGGCGGCUACAAGCGCUACAAGGUGAAGAGCCACUUCUGGGAGGUGGAGCGGCGCUUCGCCGGCGUGCGCGGCAUGGACGACUACGGCAAGAGCGUGGUGUGGCCCACGCCGCCCGCCACCCUCGCCCAGUUCCACGCCAUCACGCAGCACCUGCAUCGCAGGUGGCGAGCCAGGCAGAUCGUUAAGAACAUCCCCCCGUCAGACAUGCCCGAGGUGAGGGCCAAGGUGGCGGCCCUCACGGUCCUGGCCGGGGAGCGCUCCGACUGGGGCUGUGGACGCCCCUGGGAGAGAGACUACCUGGCCAACGCCCGAGACUCGCCGCAGACCAGCGUGAACUUCUCCCGCGCCACCAAGGAGAUGAAGGCCAAAGACCUGUACGGCCAGAUCCUCUUCUCUGGGGCUGUACGCAUGCUGAACUGGUUCAACAACACCAAAGACAAAGCGCUGUUGAUUACAGACAAACACGUUUACAGACUGGACUCCAAGAAAUACAAAGUGAACAAGAGGAUACCACUGGAGACUGUGACCAGUUUGAGCGUCACUAGCGGAAGUGACCAGAUGGUGGCGCUACACACUUCCAAUCAGGACGACUUCCUGGUUUACCUGCAGCGGGGUCAGCUCUGCACCAACCAGGACCGCGUCGGGGAACUGGUGGGGACCCUCUGCGACCACUUCACAAGAGUGAGGAACGCUGAUCUUCCAGUCAAAGUGUCUCAGAGGGGCUUCAGCGUGCACAUGAGCGGCAAACAAAAAAACAUCACCGUGGAGACCAAGGCUGGCCAGGUCACCCCCGACUUCCGCAAGAGCCGCGGAGGCUACGCCUUACUGCUGCCCACUCAAUGACCUGGACCAACAACAGCACACACACACACAGACACACACAGACACACACAGACACACACACACACACACACACACACACACACAUGCUCACAGACAAGCUUUCAGGAACUGUCGGAGUCAGUAAUUUAAAAUGUUAUGUAAAACUCAGUGGAAUGUACUGGGAAAAGAUCAACUUUUGUAUAGUCAUAACCGUACAUUACUUUAGACCAAGUUAGAUUUCUUACAGUUUUUCUCACUUGUUUACACACACAAAUACUGGUAUUUGAGACACAAUGGGCACAAGAUAUAACUCAUGCACCAACCCCCUGAACCAAUUCUGCUAAACUACAAGCACGAUUCCUGCUGUACACUCAAACUGCAGUUCUAAAACACACUUUUUUCAAAACACUACACACCAUUCUCUGCAUUGGCACAAUUUUCACAAAGAGCACACUGGAACACACUGCCAUUCAAGUUCUAAAGUUAAUUGCCCUACUAUGCAUACUGACUCAUCACAUAGGCAAACACCCGUCACACAGUUUUACAAUUAGCAACCAGAGCUUUAGUAUAAAAGGACAACAGUUGGGUGUGAUCUGAGUAUAAAAUUAAUAUUCUCAAAUACACUUAUGUACUAUCUGUAGUAAGUGUAGCACUGAACAAAAAAGGCAUAAGUCAUUAUAAUGAAUGGUGAAGAAUUGUUUUCCAUUCAUCAAAGUGUUUUACAUUGAGGACAUCAGUGUUCAACUGGUUCGCAUAAAUGUCUAUUCAUAUGAUGGUUUGUGUAUGUAAUUUGGAAACAAAAUACCAUUUUGCUUUUGUAUUUGUGUGUAGAGUUCUGAGAGUAUGAGGCAUGCUUUCAGAAAAAGUGUGUAAACAAUUUAGAAAAACUGUAAUUCAAAGAUUGUCUGAUUUAUGUUCUGUACCUGCUUGCUGUCAAUGUUAUUUUUUUAUUUACUGUACUACUGUAUUUUAUGAGAGAAGCGUAUAUAGUUUAUUGUAAUUGAUAUUCGAGAGAAUAGUUAUUUUUAUGCACAUCACUGUAACCUCUGUGAUCUAUUGAUCAUGCCUUUCAGGCAAUCAGUUGGUUAUGUCUGCAAGAUACUAUGCUGAAUUUCACACUCACAUUCCAGGUGAAAGCCAACUGUAGGCUCCUGUAGUGUCCCUGGCCUCUGUAUGUUAUUGAUCAUGCAUGUAAGCUGAUCAGUUGGUUAUGUCUGUCAGAUGCUAUGCUGAACUUCACUGUUCACAGCUUCAUUCCAGGAAUAAGCCAAGUGUAGGCUAAACCUGACCUGGAUUCUCCUCAGCAGUAUUUUAUUCUGGCACAUUCAUGAGUAUUUAAUAAAGAACAGCCAUGGCUCAGG